Penaeus monodon (black tiger shrimp) is the source of this 916-nucleotide messenger RNA. Its product is annotated as choline transporter-like protein 1. NCBI's taxonomy places the organism in Eukaryota, Metazoa, Arthropoda, Malacostraca, Decapoda, Penaeidae. Bases 155 to 916 code for a protein of 253 amino acids. The record is from RefSeq and is a predicted model, not a curated record. Gene Ontology annotation, cellular component: membrane. The transcript is spliced from 7 exons. Gene Ontology annotation, molecular function: transmembrane transporter activity. Gene Ontology annotation, biological process: transmembrane transport.
GGCGUUGUCCGCGAUCUUUUUCCUUAAUUUGUGGCGUUACCGUUCGUGUCUGCAAAUUAGUUCCUGUACCGACGACUGUAACUUUUUGUUCUCUACAAGAAUAUCAUCUUCAAUUUGCCCUAGCUUAGUGUUGACUAUAGUGUUGUUAAUUGCCAUGAGAAACAGGAUCAAAUUGGUCAUUGCGCUCUUCAAAGAAGCAGGAAAGGCUAUUGCAGCAAUGCCCAUGAUCCUCUUGCAACCAGUCUGGACAUGCGUGUGGCUAGUGCUCGUGUGCCUGCUCGGCGUCAUCGGUGUACUGCUCAUCGAGUCUUCAGGCGACCCCAAGCUCUACCAAGGAACGGUCCUCUUUGUGAAGAGCAGUCUCAUUGCUAAUUUGCGGUGGUACCACCUGUUUGCCUUAUUAUGGAUCACACAGUUCCUUGUUGCAUGUCAGCAUGUUACAAUUGCUGGAUCAAUUUCCCAAUGGUACUUCACAAGGAACAAAAAUAAGCUGGGAUGGCCGAUUCUGACUUCCAUGAAAAGGAUGUACCGCUACCAUCUGGGCUCCAUCGCCCUCGGCUCUCUCAUCAUCGCGCUGGUUAAGUUGGUCAGGAUUGUCUUGAAGUACAUGGAGAAGCGGUUGGGUGGACAGAGCCAGGCUUGUUCUUGGGCACUCAAAUGCUGCCAGUGCUGUCUCUGGUGCUUCGAAAAAUUCCUCAAAUUCCUAAGCAAGAACGCAUACAUCGAGAUAGCUAUCUACGGUUAUGGCUUUUGCAAAGCUGCACAGAAGGCCUUUUCGCUUCUUGUUAACAACGCUUUCAGGGUCGCUGCAAUCAACUACGUCGGCGCUUUUGUCCUGUUCCUCUCCAAAGCCACGAUCGUCAUUUCCUCUGUAUUUAUAGGCAUCGAAAUCAUGAAGGUAAGAGGAAAACAAUAA